AUGAAUCAUCCAAAAGCUUAUUUCACUACUCCUUUGUCAAGAUUGGCAAAAUUACCCCCGUUUGAUUCGAAUACUCAAGUGGAUGAAUGGAAUCAAGAGUAUCAAGAGGAUGAAGGGGAUGAAGUCCAAACUUAAAAGUCACCUUUAACAAUCAUACAAUCCCGUCUAAAUGCAACAAUUAUUGAAGAGUUUAUAUUUCAACCAGCAGGCUAAUUGACAAAAAAACAGGAUUGGAAAGAUGAAUUCAUUUGGCUCUGA
Paramecium octaurelia is the source of this 258-nucleotide messenger RNA. The record is from the annotation of a GenBank genome assembly. NCBI's taxonomy places the organism in Eukaryota, Ciliophora, Oligohymenophorea, Peniculida, Parameciidae.